AUUUUGGUUGGAUUUUGAAGAAACUUUUCAGGACAUUUGGGGAAACCUCUAGAUUUUUCUCAAUGGAGAGAACACUCCCCCCCCCAACUCAUUUUCUUGAUAUUAUUUCUUUUGCUGGGACUAUGGGGUGAGGUUUACUAUGGUAACCACCCUUGUCUCUCCCUCUCUCCCAGUUGCAUGAUAUGUCACUAUCAGCUUGAUUUUCUUCUCUAUCAAGAUGUCAAUUGUCUGUUUCAAAUAUCCUUAUUUGUUUAGAGCGAUCAUGAUUUAUCGGGUAAGCGUUCUGUAUGUGAAUAUUUCUUACCCUCAUUAUCACACCGUGACAACUUUUAUUACCCCGUUUGCGAAAUCCUGAUUUUUUCCCCUGUUACUCAGAAACACCAUUUGCAUAAGUUAUCUUAUCAAACGGAAGUUGCCCAACUCCAAGGUUUCCUAGUUUCAGUGUGGUGGGGUCACCGAUCGAUCGUGCAAGUGAUUACUUGGGUCUUUGAUUGCAUACAGUAGGAUGUGCUGAAACCGAAUAUGGAAUUCUUCCCGGACAUUAUGUGGUUAUGUGGCACACAUUGCAUUGACAUGAUUAUUGUGUUCAUGCUAUCAUGAAUAACAUUUCUAGUUGCGUGGGAGGUUAAGUUAUUUUGAUUGUUUGAGGUUGACUUGGUUUGUUUUUUCAGCCCUUCCCUACUAAUCAGAGUGUAAGACAACUGUUUUGUUUUUAGGGAUUUUGUUAAAUGUUCAUCUCUGUCAUUCACUAUAAUUUUCUUCCAGUCAGAUAGAUAUUUUGGUAAGUGUUUAUUUCAAUUUUUAAGUUUGUGGGGUUUUUUUUGGGGGGGGGCAUUCAACCAUUUAAUUAUUUGAACUAUGAAAUAUUAAUUUUUUAUAGCAGUUUGUAAUUCUUGUGCAUAAUAAAGUGCAAACAUAACAAGGUUUGAUUGUUCUAAACUGCUCUUAUAGUCCUUCGAUGAUUUCUCUGUACAGUAUAGUUUGAAGUAUUAUUUCUUAUUAUUCAGUAUUGUACAUGUACAUGUAAUAAGUCAGUUAACCUUUUUGCUGGUGUGUCAAUAAUGUUUAAAUAGGUGUCACUGAAAAUGAUGAAUCAGGACAAAAUAUCUCAGCUGAGAUGGCAAACAUAGUGCUAAAUGUGAAUGGCCGUUGUACUACUAAACAAACACUCCAAGCCAACCAUGCACACCAAUUAUACCACAACAUAUGUUCCCAACCAGCUGUCUGAGUACACUGUGAGUAGAUCAGAUUUGAUGAUCACUCCGGUAAAUAGGACGGCAAUUGUGGUCUGGCAUUAUACCAGUGUUGUGAAUGGCCUUUUGAGUCAAGUACAGGGAUUAUGAGUUGGCUUGUGUAGACCCCUACGAUUGGCUGGGCAUCACGUGCUGUUGUGGGCAUUUACUGCGGAUGCUGAGAUCAGUUUCUUUCAGACAAAAUCCAACAUUGAUGGAUUAAAUGAACCCUGAACGGACUUCUCACUUCCAUAAGGGAUCAUCAUCAGUCCUCUCUUCUGCAUGCUGGAGGCACUUCAUCCAUCUCAAGCUUGACCCAAAAAUCUCAAGCUGACUCAUCACCAGUUUUCAUCCAUGCUGUACUAGACCCUCCAACUAUCUGAUCGUUCCUUCUCUUUUUCCCAUCCACUCUUUCAUCCUCCCCAAUUCAUCUUUCACUUAGCCUGCAUCAUCCCUCCACUGGCACCUCAUCCAUUUUCCAAGCCAUUUAUGUCCCACCACCGCUAUCCCUCUUUACCCUAUCUCUCUUCAUCCCUGACUUAUCUCUAGCCAUAUACUCCUGCCCUCUAGACAUUCCAACAUCACCUGCCUCAAGCCCAAUUCCCCAACCCCUCAGGAGUACCCCAGCCAGCAAAUGGUCAUCAUCCAGGGAGGUGACAAAGUCAAUCCCAUCUCCCAUCGCUCCAGUGUGCCUGUAUUUUGUCAGUGGCGUUGCCGUAGAGCCGAGGCACUGGAGGUAUUUCCAAGAGCAGUUAGUUACAGUGACUCCACAUCUCAACCUCUGAAGAUUUCAACCUUUGACAAUGGAUCAGAAUCCAUCAACUGUCUUGGGAAUACUGGCAGAAAUUAAUCCUUUCUAAAGACCCUUGACAUCAUGUUACCAUUGUGAUACAGCAAUUUCACUGUCCCUGUCGCUAUGGCCGCGACACAGAGUCCAGUUGUCAAGCAAAUCGACAAGCAGUUCCUGGUUUGUGGCAUCUGCCUAGAGCGGUACCACACCCCCAAGGUCUUACCCUGCCUCCACACCUUCUGCCAGAAGUGCCUGCAGAACUACGUGCCCGCCGAGUCCUUGACCCUCUCCUGUCCGAUCUGCCGGCAGCAGUCCAUCCUUCCCAUCGAGGGCGUGACCGGCCUGCAGAACAACUUCUUCAUCACCAACCUGAUGGAGGUGUUGGAAGGGCCGGACAGCAGCAGCGGGGACGAGGGGGCCAGUGGGGGAGACCAGCCCUACCACGUUGUGCCUUCUUGUUCCAGUCACGAGGGGGAGCCCUUGGAUUAUUACUGCGAUGACUGUGAGACUGCAGUGUGUGGAGAGUGUACUAUGUCAGAGCACGUAGACCAUCCUACGGUACUCCUUAGUGACAUCAUCGAUGAACAUAAAGAGGUGCUGAGGAAUAUACUAGACAAGGCAAAACACCAGAUUCCACGCCUGCAGGAUGCCAUUGAGCAAGUAACAGUCAUCAAUGGGAGUCUAGAAGAGAAGAAGACAAAGGCCGAGACAGAGAUCCUUACCUCGUUCGACACCCUGGAGCGAAGCAUCCGCAACAGAAAAGAGACGCUGAUUAAGGAGCUAAAAUCUACCCAUGAAUCCAAGCAGGAGGUACUUCACAAGCAGCAGGAGGUCCUAGAGCAAGAGUUGCUCAGUAUUGAGCAUAACUGCGACUUCACUGAGCAGGCGCUCAGGAGCGGGAAUGAGAUGCAGAUCCUGCUGGUCCGCAAGCAGAUGGGCCAGCGGCUGCGCGAGCUGACGGAACAAUGCACCCAGCUCCAGCCGCAGGAAAAUGACUUCAUCAGCUUCAUUGGCUGCAUGGGGGAUAUGGAGAAGACCUUGUCAAACCUGGGCAUGGUACGCAGCAACAGUGCCGUUGCUCAUGAGACGGUGGCAGUCGGGGAGGGGUUGAAGCGGGCCUUCUGUGGGGAGCAGAUGGUGGUUACCAUCACCACCAAGAACUACAGAGGAGAGCUAGUGACAACCGGAGAAGCUGAGGUAACAGCUGAGCUGCAUUCUGGAGAUGGAGAGGUUCAUGAUGCACGUGUCAUCGAUAACAAAAAUGGUACUUACGAUGUUCUGUAUAUGAUCCCAAGAGAAGGAUCCCAUCAACUGAGCAUUAAGCUGUUUGGACGAAAUAUAAGAGGGAGUCCCUUUAAGUUACGUGUAAUGCGCGAGAGCAGUUCUUCCAGUCCCAAGUCACCAACCAGCAAGAUCCCGCGGAGUAAUGUCAAACAGCGUGCUAUGAGGAGACCACAGAGUGCCGCCGGAUCACUCAGAGUCUACCGUAAAACCAACCCCAUUGAGGAUGAUCUGGUGCUGAUCAUUGGCCAACGAGGGCGCAACAAGGGGGAGUUUACCAACCCUCAGGGCGUGGCCAGCACCGCUGCCAAUGGUGGGCGGAUUGUGGUUGCCGAUAGCAAUAACCAGUGCGUGCAGGUCUUCACCAAUGGCGGAGACUGCAAGCACAAGUUUGGCAUUCGUGGGCGGAGUAAUGGACAGAUGCAGCGACCCACGGGUGUUGCCGUUACAGUCAUCGGUAAUUAUGUUGUUGCCGACUAUGACAACAAAUGGAUCAACAUCUUUGGACCUGAUGGCAAAUUCAUCAACAAGAUCGGAACGGGAAAGCUGAUUGGUCCAAAGGGGGUCUGUGUGGAUAGUAACAACAACAUCAUCGUUGUGGACAACAAAUCCAGCUCCAUCCUAAUCUUCACGUCCAAUGGCAAGCUCCUCAACAAGUUCGGCUCACGGGGUGCCGAGGACCAACAGCUCUGUGGGCCGCACUUUGUCGCCGUCAACAACAACAACCAGAUUGUUGUCUCAGACUUCCACAACCACUGCAUCAAGGUGUUUGAGCAAGACGGUCAGCUGGUGAGCAUGUUUGGGUCCAGGGGUGAGGGUAAUGGGCAGUUCAAUGCUCCUACAGGGGUUGCAGUGGAUCUCAUUGGUAACAUCAUCGUAGCUGACUGGGGCAACAGCAGAAUCCAGGUCUUUGAUCACACCGGCUCUUUCCUCUCCUACGUCAACACCACUGGUGAUCCACUCUACGGUCCCCAAGACCUAGCCGUGACCAGUGACGGCUACGUAGCGGUAGCCGACUCCGGUAACCACUGCGUUAAGAGAAGAAUAAUGCUUGAACACUGCCGUGCCUCCCUUCUUUCAUUUGUGACAAAGAGUGCUGUAUGGCAUCACAGAUAUUGUACACCUUGGCAACCAGCUUGGAAGGUAAAUAAGGCCAAGUCUAAAUCUGCUGCUUUGGACUGUGGCUUAAGUUUUUGAUGUUGAAACAUUACAGCGAGUAGCCAUAGCCAUAAACCAAAAUCAAUGUGCCAUGCAAAGCCUAACCAUUACUAACACUUGUGCCGCACUAACUAUACUGGUUCCUGAUUGCAUUUUGUGCAGGGGCUUAGAAGCCAGAAACAGACUGUAUGCAGUUCCUUGAAGUUUUUGUUCCCUCUGUCCUGAACACAGUUCUGAGCUGUUACAAUGUCUCUUUGAUGGCAUAUAUAUUCAAACGGGCAAAAGGCUCACACAAUGGUACUCGGAUACGGAGAACAACAGACAUUUAGAUUGUAGUCCACGUUUAAAAUGGCAAAGUAAAUAUUGAACUCACUGCUACGGAUUAUUCGCACUUGUUAAUUUCAGCAAUUAGAACUUUAAAGGUUGGGAACCAAAUAUUAGUAGUUUAACCUUUCGAAGUGCUUUAACCUAAAAGUGGCUGGCUACUUGCUCCAAGGUUGGUUACCCAAAUAUCCACAAUAUCUGUGUCUGACAUGACAAACUUCAACCCAGUUGGAUUCAUUUUAGUUUCAUGAGCUCAAAAUGUUUAAAAUAAAAACAGAAGUAGAGCCAUCAAUUUUUUUUUCAAAUAAACUCUUAAGACCUGUCUUGAUACUGGGUUGUAGGUUGAAUACACACUCUCUCACAUGCGGGCUUUCAUUAACCAAAGAAACUGAAUUCAUUGUGAAAAACAUUCAAAGCAAGCUCUCUGCAUGUAACAGUGCUGAUAAUGGGCACCGGAACCAACUAGAUUGAACAGGUUGACACUGGCCGGCGCUGGAUCUAAGUGGACCCUGGUGCUGUCCUGUUUGACCUUUGCAUCUGUAUGUUGCCAUAAUGACAAAAACUAUUCGGAAAUUAUCAGCCCCUCCCUCCCCCCUUUCCAAGUUUUAUGUGCAGCUCUUACGACCCCCAAAACUAAGAAACAAAUUAAUACUUAAUUUUAAUUACUUUUUUUGACCUUUACCCGACUUAUAUUAAUAAACACUGUAUACUCAGUGCUUGUGCGAGAGCUU
This is a messenger RNA of Acanthaster planci (crown-of-thorns starfish), 5516 nucleotides long. Its product is annotated as tripartite motif-containing protein 2-like. Lineage: Eukaryota; Metazoa; Echinodermata; Asteroidea; Valvatida; Acanthasteridae. The record is from RefSeq and is a predicted model, not a curated record. Gene Ontology annotation, biological process: proteasome-mediated ubiquitin-dependent protein catabolic process; protein polyubiquitination. Gene Ontology annotation, molecular function: protein binding; zinc ion binding; ubiquitin protein ligase activity.